AGGAGGAGGCGGCUCGGGGAGAGAGCGAGCAGCGAGCUGGACCGCGGAGCGUGAGUGAGGGAGCCGAGCCGCCUGCCCGCCCGCCCGCCGCCGCCGCCUCCCCUCCGUAAGCAGGAGCCCGGGCCGGGGCCCGGCACGCCGCCCCAGCCCCUCCCUCGUCGUCAGGCCGCGAGGGCAGCGCGCGCGAGCCAGGGGGAGGGAGAGCGAGCGAGCGAGCUAGCGAGCGCCGGGAGGAGGCGGCCGGACCGAGCGAGCGCCCGCGCGUGUGGCGUGAGGGGAAGCCGCUGCCCGCCCCCUUCGCCUUCCCUUCUCUCCCCCUCCCCGCUCCCCCCCCGACCGCGGAGCAGCACCAUGUCGGCGCCGGCGGCCAAAGUCAGUAAAAAGGAGCUCAACUCCAACCACGACGGGGCCGACGAGACCUCAGAAAAAGAACAGCAAGAAGCAAUUGAACAUAUUGAUGAAGUACAAAAUGAAAUAGACAGACUUAACGAACAAGCCAGUGAGGAGAUUUUGAAAGUAGAACAGAAAUAUAACAAACUCCGCCAACCAUUUUUUCAGAAGAGGUCGGAAUUGAUCGCCAAAAUCCCAAAUUUUUGGGUAACAACAUUUGUCAACCAUCCACAAGUGUCUGCACUGCUUGGGGAGGAGGAUGAAGAGGCUCUGCAUUAUUUGACAAGAGUUGAAGUGACAGAAUUUGAAGAUAUUAAAUCAGGUUACAGAAUAGAUUUUUAUUUUGAUGAAAACCCUUACUUCGAAAAUAAAGUUCUCUCCAAAGAAUUUCAUCUGAAUGAGAGUGGUGAUCCAUCUUCAAAGUCCACUGAAAUCAAAUGGAAAUCUGGAAAGGAUUUGACGAAACGUUCAAGUCAAACGCAGAAUAAAGCCAGCAGGAAGAGACAGCAUGAGGAACCAGAGAGCUUUUUCACCUGGUUUACUGACCAUUCUGAUGCGGGUGCAGAUGAGUUAGGAGAGGUCAUCAAAGAUGAUAUUUGGCCCAAUCCUUUACAGUACUACUUGGUUCCUGAUAUGGAUGAUGAAGAAGGGGAAGGAGAAGAAGAUGAUGAUGAUGAUGAAGAAGAAGAAGGAUUGGAAGAUAUUGAUGAAGAAGGAGAUGAGGAUGAAGGUGAAGAAGAUGAAGAUGAUGAUGAGGGGGAGGAAGGAGAGGAGGAUGAAGGAGAAGACGACUGAUGGAUUCCAACCUUCCUUUUUUAAUUUUCUCCAGUCCCUGGGAGCAACUUGCAGUCUUUUUUUUUUUUCCCCCUCCUCCUCUUGUGCUCAUUCGCCCUGUUUUUUGAAGUCUCUUUUCUCUCCCUUUAUACCAUGGUUCUCAACUUAUUUUGGGGGGAAAUACCUUGAGCAGAAUACAGUGGGAAAAGAAUCUCUACCCCUUUCUGUUCCAAAUUCAUUUUUAUCCCUUCCUGUCUCAACAAAAACUUUAUGGAAUCAACACCACCGUGCUCUGUGGGAAAAAAGAAAAACCUUCUGCUCCCUUAGCUCUGCUGGAAGCUGGAGGGUGCUAGGCCCCUGUGUAGUAGUGCAUAGAAUUCUAGCUUUUUUCCUCCUUUCUCUGUAUAUUGGGCUCAGAGAUUACACUGUGUCUCUAUGUGAAUAUGGACAGUUAGCAUUUACCAACAUGUAUCUGUCUACUUUCUCUUGUUUAAAAAAAAGAAAAAAAAACUUAAAAAAAUGGGGUUAUAGAAGGUCAGCAAAGGGUGGGUUUGAGAUGUUUGGGUGGGUUAAGUGGGCAUUUUGACAACAUGGCUUCUCCUUUGGCAUGUUUAAUUGUGAUGUUUAACGGACAUCCUGGCAGUUGAAGAUGACACUUUUAAAAUAAAAUUCUCUCCUAAUGAUGAUUUGAGCCCUGCCACUCGAUGGGAGAAUCAGCAGAACCUGUAGGAUCUUAUCUGGAAUUGACAUUCUCUUGUAAUUUUGUUCCUGUUUAUUUUUAAAUUUUCUUUUUGUUUCACUGGAAAGGAAAGAUGCUCAGUUUUAAACGUUAAAAGUGUACAAGUUGCUUUGUUACAAUAAAACUAAAUGUGUACACAAA
Molecule: messenger RNA, 2044 nt
Organism: Felis catus (domestic cat)
Lineage: Eukaryota; Metazoa; Chordata; Mammalia; Carnivora; Felidae
Gene: SET
Product: SET nuclear proto-oncogene
Exons: 8
Coding region: 352-1185 (277 amino acids)
Biological process (GO): nucleosome assembly
Cellular component (GO): nucleus; chromatin
Molecular function (GO): histone binding; chromatin binding
Source: RefSeq, a predicted model, not a curated record